AUGCGGCCCACUGCCGAUAAAGGUUGCACACACCUGGCCCAUGACCGUUGUCGGGACAAGUUUGACGAAUGGCUCAUUGACCGAAUGUCAGAGAAGUUCCCGAGGAUCCAAGAUCAAAUGAUGACACAGUACGACCGAGAUGUGAUGGAGAUGGAAGCGAAAAAGGAGAGAAGCAUCUGGGUCGUGCUCACUCGUUGGCUUCGCCGAUUCCUCUCGUAUUUCGCGUUCCGAGCUUCCAACAAAGACCGACCUUCCAGUCUAUACGCGAAAUUCAACGAAGAAUUUCAUCGCGUUACGACCAACGCGAUUCGCUCUGAAAACUGCGGCUGCCCUAGGGUUCUCACUUCCGUCUACAUGGACCUCCAAUACCAUUGGCUUUGUGGCGGGAGUCUGGGGAAGGCGGCAUAUUUCUUAUUCAACACAGCCAUGACACAGUUGUACCGCGGGACCCCCUUGGUGGCGCAGGAACAAAUCGAGCGCGGGAUUUCGAUUCUGAACAGAGCAGAGAGUAUGAACGCUGACCGGAGUAGAGAGGACCACUUCGUCUCCCACUUCUCCAAAUUCCUCUGGAUGAGAGCCCAUGUCCUGCUAGGUCAAACAAAAUUCGCACUGGGAUUCAUGGCUGAAGCGAAGGAACAAUUUCUGGAAGCCUUAGAUAUCAUAGGCUAUCCCAUACCCAUGGAUGAUGAGCAGUGUAUGAAAGAGCUCGUACGUCAAGCGUCUAUUCAACGGCAUCAUCGAGGGAAUCCCCAAAAAUAUAUCGCGAGAGAGGACUCCAUUAUUUACCAGGAAGCAUCCACAACUCUCUCUUAUCUGGCGUCCAUUGCCAGCUAUGAAAGGCAGCCAUUGGCAAUGCACCUGUAUGCCUUGACGGGGCUCAACUUCGCGGAAGUAGCAGAUUGCUGCUUCUGUGGACUCAUGCUUUCUUAUUGUGACAUCAUGGAAGUCCUCCUCCUCAAACAUGAUAUCUCUGAAGUGGACGCAUACGAGGCGAAGGCGAUGGAGACUCUGGGGGUACUGGAGAGAUUUCCACUGGAAGUGCAACCGAUCAUAGCUCAUUUUGCAGGGAUCGUGAACACGAAUCGGUUGGGAGCAGGUAGGAUCAAUCUGGCAGUGGAUGCUGGCAUUGGUGCGCUCAACAUCGCCACCAGGAUCAAGGACCCCAUGCUCGUCUGUGCUGCCUUCCCAACCCUUUCCCAGGCUCUCUUGACGGCUUUCGAGAUACCAAUGCUUAGCGAUGUCCUGAAACAAUUCCAAAUUGCAUCCAUGGCCAUCGACGAUCUGGCUUUCAAGAUUCUUUAUUACCUCACCGCCUUCGACGUCAUAUUGGACGCAGGGAUUCCGAUGGAGAACUACGUGAUCUGCGAGAGCAUGUUCCAGCGUUUUUUAUCGGAUCCCGCGUAUUUAGAGCAAAAUUCCAACCACUACCCUCUGCUAGCCUCACUGGCACUUUGGCACUGUCGAUGCAAGCACCGAGAACUCGCCAACCACUUUUUUACGUCGUCACAGAUGAGAAAACCGCCUCAUAUGAACGAUUUCUACCUCAUCAGUGCUUCGUUGAAACUUCUGGAAUGCCGACUGAUUUCCAUGAACGACAUGUUGAAGGUGCGGAAAUACGAGCAUUUCCUCAGUGUCAUCCCCCAAGUUCAGAGUGAAUUCCAGGAGAUCAAGGGAUAUCUCAAGAGAUUUGCAAUCUUCAAGCCCAGACUGCUCUUGUUGUCGGCGUAUCUGACCCGAAUUCGAGGCCAAAUCUCUGCAUCCGAUGCACUUCUGAUCAAAUGUCGGAAUGCAGCUCUUAAACAAGGGAAUCGUCUCGAGGCCAUGAAGGUCUAUUACUUGAAACGAGUGUGGAGCCAUGAGGUCGGGACGGUGGAGGCGAAUCGAUGGCUGGAAAUGAGUCACUUGAGCCCCGUGGAGUGGAAGAAAAGAAAUGAGAAUUCCUGGACUUUCUAUUUUUACCCUUAUCCUAUCCCCUACUGA
Molecule: messenger RNA, 1980 nt
Organism: Darwinula stevensoni
Lineage: Eukaryota; Metazoa; Arthropoda; Ostracoda; Podocopida; Darwinulidae
Source: the annotation of a GenBank genome assembly